AUGGCUAUAUUAUUUGAAAUAUUGUUGUUGAUUGGGUUUGCUGGGGCAAGUUUUUAUAUUGGAUACAGGUAUUCGAUUGAUUUUCAACCAAAAGUUGAUGCACCAUACAAUCCAGUUGAUGAUAUUGAAUCAUCAAAGGGAAGAACAGGGGCGAUUUCUAAAUCUCAGUAUUAGGCAAGACAAAAGGAACUCGAUAAGGUGUUGUAAUAAAUCGAGGAAGCCAAGUAAAAGGAGAAAAAGAAAUUAGUUGAAAUUGAUUUACUCAGAGCCAAAUCUAAGGAUAAAGUGCUUUCAGAUUAAGAGUUUAAUAAUUUGUUAGAUGAAUGA
Paramecium octaurelia is the source of this 327-nucleotide messenger RNA. NCBI's taxonomy places the organism in Eukaryota, Ciliophora, Oligohymenophorea, Peniculida, Parameciidae. The record is from the annotation of a GenBank genome assembly.